Trichechus manatus latirostris (Florida manatee) is the source of this 792-nucleotide messenger RNA. It is a transcript of the gene PEA15, whose product is annotated as proliferation and apoptosis adaptor protein 15. Gene Ontology annotation, molecular function: protein binding. The transcript is spliced from 3 exons. Gene Ontology annotation, biological process: negative regulation of extrinsic apoptotic signaling pathway via death domain receptors; MAPK cascade. The coding region runs from base 126 to 575 and encodes 149 amino acids. The record is from RefSeq and is a predicted model, not a curated record. NCBI's taxonomy places the organism in Eukaryota, Metazoa, Chordata, Mammalia, Sirenia, Trichechidae.
UUCUGAGUUUCUUCCUGUCUACCUCCACCUCCUCUUCUUCCUCCAGUCCUGGUCCUCCCCACCCCUCCCCUUCUAGCACAUACCAGGUAAAGGCAGGUGGGCGUGCCAGUGAGUGAGCCAGAGCCAUGCCUCAGGCUCAGUCCCGUCCCUGCCCCCCCACUUUGUUGCUUUCCACCCCAGUCAUGGCCGAGUACGGGACCCUCCUCCAGGACCUGACCAACAACAUCACCCUGGAAGAUCUGGAACAGCUCAAGUCAGCCUGCAAGGAGGACAUCCCCAGCGAGAAGAGCGAGGAGAUCACCACGGGCAGUGCCUGGUUCAGCUUCCUGGAGAGCCACAACAAACUGGACAAAGACAACCUCUCCUACAUCGAGCACAUCUUUGAGAUCUCCCGCCGUCCUGACCUCCUCACUAUGGUGGUUGACUACAGGACUCGUGUGCUGAAGAUCUCUGAGGAGGAUGAGCUGGACACCAAGCUAACCCGUAUCCCCAGUGCCAAGAAGUACAAAGACAUUAUCCGGCAGCCUUCUGAGGAAGAGAUCAUCAAAUUGGCCCCCCCACCAAAGAAGGCCUGAGCAAAGGGGAGGAAGAGGAGGAAGGUUGGACCUUCAUCAGACCGCUCCCUUCCCCCAUUCUCUGCGGGAGGGGGCAAGGGCACCCCCCCAACCUACCCACCUACUAACCUGGUCCUAACCCCCUUACUGUGCGCGUGUGUGUGCGUGUGCGCACGCUGUCUGUCUAUGUUUAGCUCACCUAGUUCCUCCUCCCUGUCAGGGGCUGGGGGUCAGGGGC